UGGAGAGAUGGAGAGCAAUUUAAACUGAAUGGAAGCUAUGGACCCCACCACCGCCUCAUUGGAUGAAGCUCAACGCCCCCUGUCCAUGACCCGACCCAGCGGAACGGCAGGGCAUCAACGUCAGAACCAAAAAAUAAUUCCACAGACCUCCACUCCAACACCCCUCAGUCCUCCGCGCUUCCCAUACACCUCCCUCCCAGCAACACACCUGCACCCGCUAUACUCCCUCUUCCCCUCUCAUCUCCCAACGCAUAUAGCAGCCACGAAAAAGACGGGAAAGACAGGGAGCACAGCCUAGAACAGAAACCAUGUACUGCAUCGAAUGCGGCCACCUGCUCCCCACCCACCGCACAGCUACCACCAUCUGCAGCAAAUGCAAGACACCACUCGCCACCUGGUGGGACGAGAGCUCACAAACCUACCGCACAAACAGAGAGAGCAUCCUCCCCGACACCCUCAACCCGUAUACCUCACACCCACACUCUCAUUCCCAUCCUCACAACAACGGCGGCUCUCCCAACUCCAGCGGGAAUAGCAUGAACAUUGGUAUGAGUGGGAUGGGGUUAGGCGGGAUAGGGAUAGGGAUGGGCGGGUAUGGAAUCACGAGUAAGGAGAUGGAGAGGAUGCGGGAGAGGAAGAACGAGCAGACGGAGGAGGAGAGGAAUUUCAAUGGGGCGCUGGUUACGCUGGAGUUGCAUUUUGAGAGGCCGGGCCAGUACUUGAUGAAGGCGAUGGUGGAGGUUAAGAAGAUGGUGGCGAGGACGUUGGAUUUGAGUUUGAAUAAGGCGGAGGUUAGAGAAACACUGGCCAAAAACGUCGAUAUCUGGAUGCACCUUCAAAAAAUCUUCAACACCGCCAUCCCUUCACUCGAAAAGUGGUCCCUAAAAAGCAUUGACACAGCAGACAGUCUACGGACCGGCCAUGACGUCUCAGAAUCCGCAGAUCUGAUCCUCAAGAACUACGAUGCGCUGCGCGAGGAUUUACAUUAUCUGAACAAUCUCCUGGUCAUCAGUAGGAAUAUGUUAGCGAUCAAGGAUACGGCGCAAGAGAUUUGUGCCGCUGUUAGAUUUGACCGUGCGGUGCAGAAGCUGGUGGUGUUGUGUGUGAAUGUUACGAGUAAAGGAUAUGAUGGGGAGACGGUGGAUGAUUCGAGGAGGCAGAAGUUGAAUGAGAUCACGGAGCUUUACAAAAAAUUGCUGGUUACCUGCUUACAACACACCCAUAAUUGGACCAUGGGUAAUGAUCGGUUCAAGAUGUCAUUUUGGUUCGAGAUGCUCUUCGACGAAGAUCUGAAGAAUGAUGCUAUCCACGAACUUCCACCUGAUGACCUGAAUGUGGAGAAGGUGCACGAGGAGGUGAGGAAUUGGAUCAGGCGACAUAACCGGAAGGAUCCACUUGCAGCAAAGCUGCUUGAUAAAUAUUCUGCUGAUGUCAAAACUGGAUAUACACCUGGACCAUUACCGGAGCCAGAAGAUGACGAUGUCCCGGCUGAGACAGAAGAGUCAACAACCCCAAUCUGGAAGCCGGAUUUGGAGGACAAGUAUGAGCAGGAUCGUCUUUAUGCCAGAGUAUCCCACGAGAUCGAUAUCUGGUGGAAGCAAGUCCGAGAUCGCAACUUCGAUGGCUGGGUCGUGCAGAUGGAGACGGUUGAAAAUGCCAAAGAGCGUGCAGCUGCUUGCAAAGAGAAUGCCAUGCAUCGAUAUAUGCCUAGAGGGCAGGAUCCAGAUCACUAUGAAGAGGAGCAGUAUGAGCAUCAGCAUGGAAAUGGAAGUGUGCAUGAGGACAUUGAUGAUCGGUCACUUCAUGGAGAAGAUGGAGAGGACGAGGAAGACGAAGAGGAUGAUGAUGAUUCGUACGCGGAAGGCCCACUUCGUGGCUUGCUCACUGAAAUUCCGAAUAUUCUGGAUACGAAACAGAUCGAGGCUCUGCAUAUGACGGUCAAAGCUUGCAUUGUCGAUUCUAUGGGGUCUGGUCUCACCCCUGCUGGAGAGAACUUGCAGAAGACGAGAUGCAAGAUGUUUCUGGCUUUGGACUGUGGCAAGAAUCUGUUGAGAGAGCUGCUGGUUUUCAUUGCUGUGUGGGAACAGACGGAUCAGCAGUUCAUAUUCCAGAUCACCGCACAGAUUAUCGAGUCGUUCCAUCAUAACGCCUUGCUGCCUUAUGCAUGGAAUUCUCUUCGGAUCUUGAAAGACAUUGUCUCGCCAGCACAGACAGUUCUACUUCGCCUUAUCACCUACAUGUUCAGGGCUCGAAAGGAUAGCCCCAUCUACGACGAUGUCAAGGACUACAAUCGAGACGCGAAGCUCAUCCACUUUCUUUACGGAUACUUCCGCACUCGCGUUGUCCCAGAUUGCCUCGCUCUAAUCUGGGCUCAAGCACAGAUUCGUCAACAGAAGAAGCACCACAGCGAUUUCCCCGUCGAUCUCUGGGAUAUGGAACGCGCCAAAGACGGUCUAUCCCAAUACCUUGACUUCCUUUCCGUCAUCGCCGAGAUUCCAGAAAUGCGUAACCUCCUCAUAGAAUGGGACACUGUCUACGAACUCAUCGCCCUCCUUAAAGCCCUCGAGGCAGGCGUCGCUCGCAAAGCACUCGAUGAGCGACCUCUCCCCAACGCCCAAAAUCCACAUCCUCAACCACCACUUCACGAUACACCUCAUAAGUUCCCUUGGUCGGGUAUUAAGAUUCAGAUCCUGAUCAUACUUACCUCGCUCAUCGCACCGACAAAUGCGAGACGCAAUGGCCCUGGCAAUCCGAUCGUGCAGAAUCAAUUACUGAGUCAUGAGGGCAUCAUGCCGCUGCUUAAUUGCUGUGUGUAUGAUGGCUAUAACGAGUAUCUGAAAGAGAGAGCUACGCUUGCUAUUAAGUUUCUCAUGGAAGGAUGUAAAGAGGCUCAGGAUUUCGUCAAGGAGCUCGUACCAGUCAAGCAGGCACAAGUUCAGGCACAAGCUGCCGCCAGAGCUCAGGCGGAAGCUAAAGCUGCUGCGGCUGCCGCGGCGGCGGGUGGUGUGAGGCAGGAGGAGAGGCCGUUGCCGAGUGCUGUAGGGCAUGUGGAUGAUAAGCGGAGGGAGCUGGAGUCUGCUUUUCAGAAUUUGCAGUUGAGUAAGGGUGUAGCCUCUGGAUCGGGGUCUGUGUCUAGUGGAGGGGCAGGGGGAGCAGGAGGGGAGAGAAAGUGAGCCAAUGGUCAGCGUUGAGCACACAGGGGAGGAACUUGGAUUGAGGAAGAGAGGGAUGGUUCUUGGAUCGGAAUGAUCGAGCGCAUUUAGGGACUUGAAAAGGCAUUGCGCCGGUGUUUUUUGUAUAUCGGAUUGAAGAGGAGAUGAUUAUGGUUUGUGGAGAGGGAGCAUUGAUACCCCCGGAUUAUGGGUUGUGGGAUCGGCGUUGGCAUGGGUAUGGAGUAAGCAUAGAACGAAAUUAGACUAAAGCAUGGAUGUCAGUCCAAUUGCGUAGAAAAUAGGUUUUCAGUUCAGCUAUGAA
Messenger RNA from Cadophora gregata, 3474 nucleotides. RefSeq lists its product as uncharacterized. Gene Ontology annotation, cellular component: cytosol. The transcript is spliced from 3 exons. Bases 309 to 3173 code for a protein of 954 amino acids. The record is from RefSeq and is a predicted model, not a curated record. NCBI's taxonomy places the organism in Eukaryota, Fungi, Ascomycota, Leotiomycetes, Helotiales, Ploettnerulaceae.